Molecule: messenger RNA, 876 nt
Organism: Rhinocladiella mackenziei CBS 650.93
Lineage: Eukaryota; Fungi; Ascomycota; Eurotiomycetes; Chaetothyriales; Herpotrichiellaceae
Exons: 3
Coding region: 1-876 (291 amino acids)
Biological process (GO): nuclear polyadenylation-dependent mRNA catabolic process; TRAMP-dependent tRNA surveillance pathway; U4 snRNA 3'-end processing
Cellular component (GO): cytoplasmic exosome (RNase complex); nuclear exosome (RNase complex)
Source: RefSeq, a predicted model, not a curated record
AUGCCUCGUGAAGUGGACAUAUCGAAUAUCGAGCGAAAUUUCAUACUUGACGCCCUCGAACAAGAUGUACGAGUCGAUGGCCGACAUCUUGACGAAUUCAGGACUCUCGAUCUGGACUUUGGAGAUGAAUACGGCACAGUUACCCUAUGCCUAGGGAAGACAAGGGUUCAUGUCCAAAUCUCUGCAGAAGUCACCAAGCCACUAGAAGAGCGGAAGUUUGAAGGAAUAUUCACUAUUGUCACUGAACUCAGUCCCAUUGCAUCCCCAGCCUAUGAGGUUGGCCGACAGACCGAACAAGAAGUCAUUCUCUCGCGCAUCCUCGAAAAGGCCAUACGCCGAUCCCGUGCGAUUGAUACGGAAUCAUUAUGCAUAAUUGCAGGAGCCAAAUGCUGGUCCGUCCGAGCUGAUGUCCAUAUUCUCGAUUCCGAUGGCGGAUUGAUCGAUGCUUCAUGUAUCGCCAUUGUUGCGGCAUUGCGACAUUUUCGAAGACCCGACGUAUCGGUUGACGGGGAAAAUGUCACCAUCUAUACCGUGGCCGAGCGAGUCCCGGUGCCGUUGAGUAUCAUGCACAACCCUGUUUGUAUCACAUUCAGCUUCUAUCAUGGAGGAGAUACCAUCCUAUUGGAUGCAACACGGAGCGAAGAGCAAGUUCGAGAUGCGGAAGUUAUUCUCACGGUGAACGACUUUGAAUUAUGUCAGGUGGCCAAACUGGGAGGGUGCGCGAUCGACGCGGUAGUUCUCCUCAAAUGUAUCAACACAGCCUUGGCCAAGGGAAAAGAGAUCAAUGGGAUCGUGGCUAAGAAGUUAGUGGAGGAUUCAAUCAAGCGAGACGUGGGUGGAUUAAUUGCCGAGCUAAGAGCUGAAAAUGAAAGAUGA